This is a messenger RNA of Lagopus leucura (white-tailed ptarmigan), 2750 nucleotides long. Its product is annotated as tubulin monoglycylase TTLL3. Gene Ontology annotation, molecular function: protein-glycine ligase activity, initiating. Gene Ontology annotation, cellular component: actin cytoskeleton; cilium; Arp2/3 protein complex. The record is from RefSeq and is a predicted model, not a curated record. Bases 109 to 2745 code for a protein of 878 amino acids. Gene Ontology annotation, biological process: protein polyglycylation; cilium movement; actin filament polymerization. NCBI's taxonomy places the organism in Eukaryota, Metazoa, Chordata, Aves, Galliformes, Phasianidae. The transcript is spliced from 16 exons.
AACCUCCCGCUUCCUCCCACCUGCCGGGUUGGGGAUUCCCGCGCAUCCCGGAAGAGAGGACCGGCCACUUCCGGUUCCGCUUUCCCGGACCGGACCGGAGCCGUCACCAUGACCGCCACGCUGCGCCCGUACCUGAACGCGGUGCGUGCCACGCUGCAGGCCGCCCUGUGCCUGGAGAACUUCUCCUCGCAGGUAGUGGAGCGCCACAACAAACCCGAGGUGGAGGUCAGGAGCAGCAAGGAGCUCCUGUUGCAGCCAGUGAUCAUUAGCAGGAAUGAGAAGGAGAAGGUGCUCAUUGAGGGCUCCAUCAACUCCGUGCGUGUCAGCAUCGCUGUCAAACAGGCCGAUGAGAUCGAGAAGAUCCUGUGCCACAAAUUCAUGCGCUUCAUGAUGAUGAGGGCUGAGAACUUCUUCAUCCUUCGCAGGAAGCCCGUGGAGGGCUACGACAUCAGCUUCCUAAUCACUAACUUCCACACGGAGCAGAUGUACAAGCACAAGCUUGUGGAUUUCGUGAUCCACUUCAUGGAAGAGAUCGACAAGGAGAUCAGUGAGAUGAAGCUCUCUGUCAAUGCCAGGGCCCGCAUCGUGGCAGAGGAAUUCCUCAAGAACUUCCUGGGGGGAACGCUGCGAGGCUGUGGUGCUGGCAUGAAGAUUGAAAAGGUGGCAAAUGCUGCGGCAGGGGCACCUGGCAAGGUGCAGAGAGUGCGGGCAGACUGCAGCCGCCCCUGGCUCUGCCCCAAGCAGCUGAAGCUGGCCAAGCUGCAGGUGGAGAGGGCUAUCAAGGAGAAGAAGAUCUUCAUGGUGCAGGGCCGCUACCCUGUGAUCCGCCGCCUGCUGCGCGCACGGGGCUGGGUGGAGAGAAAAGCACCCUGCAGGGUGCAGCAGCAAAAGGCAGAUGGCGGCAAUGCCGAGCUCAGCACAGAACAGCGUGGGGUGCAGCCACCUCUGGAGUCCCCGUGCUCCAUGUGGCUGCCCAACGAGGAGGAGGAGGAAGAGGAGGAGAAGAAGGAAGAGCAGACGGACAAGGACAACCCUGAUGGCAUCCAUGAGCUCAUGUCCCGCCUGGUGCAGGACCAGGUGCCCUACUUCAUCUGGAGCAGCCGCUGCAGUGCUGCAGAGAGAUGCAUCCUGCGGCCGGACCAGGUGGUGAACCACUAUGCCCGAGGGGGCUGCCUUACCACCAAGGAGGGGCUGUGCCUCACCCUGCGCAACCUGCCCUGGUUCGACCAAGCCGACCCCGAUACCUUCUUCCCUCGCUGCUACCGGCUGGGUGCUGCGGACGAGCGCCAGGCUUUCAUUGAGGAUUUCCGCCUCACUGCUGCACGCUGCCUGCUCAAAGUGGCCCUGGGAAGGGCUGAGGGUGAGCAUAUAGUGCUGGAGCCAUCCCCAAAACCCAGUGAUGCUCCAGCAGAGGGGCCGGCCCUGCCAUUGCCCCCACAGCUGAUGGAGGAGGCGCUGCGGGUGUGCAGGAGGCACCUGGACAGCAUGGCCCACCAGGACAUUGACGGGGACACACAGCCCCACAGCCCCAGCUGGGACAGCUUCCUGCAGGGCUACUACCGCGUGGUGCACGAGGGGGCCGUGCUGCAGCUGAGCACGGCACAGCAGGAACGGGGCCACAGCCUGCUACAGGGCCUGGCGAAGCAGCUGCCCCAACUGCACAUGGAGGGCGAGCGCAACGUCUGGAUCCUCAAACCCGGGGCUGCAUCCCGGGGCAGAGGCAUCGUGUGCGUGGCGCGGCUGGACCAGUUGCUGCGGCUGGCGGGCAGCACGGGGCGGGAGGGCCGCUGGGUGGUGCAGAAAUACGUGGAGCGGCCGCUGCUCAUCUUCGGCACCAAGUUCGAUGUGCGGCAGUGGUUCCUGGUGACCGACUGGAACCCGCUGACCAUCUGGUUCUACCGCGAGUGCUACCUGCGCUUCUGCUCACAGCCAUUCUCCCUGCACUGCUUGGAUGUGGCCGUCCACCUCUGCAACCAAGCAGUGCAGCGGCACUGCCGCCCGGGGCUGUCCCGACACCCGCAGCUGCCAGCAGACAACACGUGGUCGUGCCGCCAGCUGCAGGCAUACCUGGCACAGCGGGGCCAAGCCGGUGCCUGGGCCGAGGUGAUGGUGCCGGGUAUGAAGGCGGCGGUGGUGCGGGCGGUGCGGUGCUCGCAGGGUUUGGUGCGGGGCCGUAAGGGCAGCUUUGAGCUCUAUGGGGCUGAUUUCAUUUUCGGUGAGGAUUUCCGACCCUGGCUGCUGGAGAUCAACGCCAGCCCCACCAUGGAGGCCAGCACGGCGGUGACGAGCCGGCUGUGUGCCGGGGUGCAGCGUGACACACUGAGAGUUGUCAUCGACCGCCGGGAUGACCCCGAGUGCCCCACAGGAGCCUUUGAGCUCAUCUACAAGCAGGCAGCUGUGCCCACCGUGCACUACGUGGGGCUGAAGCUGGAGGUGGAAGGCAGCUCCCUGCGCAGACCACGCCGCCCUCGCUGCUCCCUGGCUGCAGCAGAGGACAGGGCCCCCCCGUAUGCUGCGGAGAUGCGGCCAAGGCAGCCCCCAGGGGGUCUGCCCCGACUCAGAGGGCUGAGGAUCCAUUCCCGUGUGCCCAUCACACCCCACCAGGGAGCUCUCCCCCACCUCAGCCCCCUGCCCCUGCUGCGGAGCACUCGGCCCCAUGGCGCAGAGGAGGGACGGAGGGCUCAGAGGGGAGCAAAGAGGAGUGGUGAUGGCCCAGUAUGCCCCCACCCCUUUUGGCAGAAAUAAAUCUG